ACUGUGCUCCCGAAAAUUCAAUCAUCCGCCCUGCUCAAUGACGAGAAGACAGGUCUGCCCGCGAACGGCACCACUACGAAAGACACCGUGGUGAACGACGAUCCUGAGGAUGACCGAAUGCCCAGAGGUAGUGCCGUCAGGCAAGUCCUGGCCGCUCUGGUUGCCCAGCUUGGUACCAUCAACACGGGCAUGGCAUUCGGUUUUUCUGCCAUCGCCCUACCACAACUCCAAGAGCCCGACAGUAUCAUUCCCAUCAAGGAAGGAUCGACGGAGGAAUCGUGGAUCGCUAGCAUGUCCUCUAUCGGCACACCGAUCGGUUGUUUGACGUCCGGCUAUAUGAUGGACAUGUUCGGCAGGAAGCGCUCGCUCAUCAUUACGGAAAUCCCGGCGCUACUCGGAUGGAUGCUGAUCACAUUCGCAACCGACAUACGCAUGAUGUACGCCGGGCGUUUCUUCGUCGGUUUGGGAUCGGGCAUGGUGGGCGCGCCAGCUCGCGUCUAUACGAGCGAAGUUACGCAGCCGCAUCUACGAGGGAUGCUGACCGCAUUUGCGAGCGUUGGCGUCAGCACCGGGGUGCUGAUCGAGUAUGCUCUAGGAAGCAUGCUCACGUGGAACUUGUGCGCCGCGAUCAGCGGUAUCCUGCCGCUCACCGCAUUACUAUUGAUGUUCUUCUUCCCGGAGACCCCCUCCUACCUCAUAUCGCGCAGCAAGCAGGACCAGGCGAAGCAGGCGUUGCAAAAGUUCCGCGGCAGUACUUAUAACGUGAAUCGGGAAAUGGAGACAUUGGUGGAGUUCUCCAACAAGAAUAAUAUCAAGCGACUCACCGGUUUCCGCGAGAUCGUAUGUGCUCUACUGAAGCCUAGCGCGCUUAAGCCAUUCACUCUACUGUUUCUGUACUUCCUGAUAUACCAGUGGUCAGGCACCAAUGUUAUAACUUUCUACGCUGUUGAGAUUUUCAAGGAUUCAGGGGGCGAGCAUGAACAAGUACUUAGCGGCGGUCAUCCUGGGGAUAGGUUAGGCUUUAGGUUCCACUAUUAA
Pogonomyrmex barbatus (red harvester ant) is the source of this 1038-nucleotide messenger RNA. RefSeq names its product facilitated trehalose transporter Tret1. Gene Ontology annotation, cellular component: membrane. Lineage: Eukaryota; Metazoa; Arthropoda; Insecta; Hymenoptera; Formicidae. The record is from RefSeq and is a predicted model, not a curated record. Gene Ontology annotation, molecular function: sugar transmembrane transporter activity. Gene Ontology annotation, biological process: transmembrane transport; carbohydrate transport.